Lepisosteus oculatus (spotted gar) is the source of this 5591-nucleotide messenger RNA. RefSeq names its product cullin 4A (gene cul4a). Gene Ontology annotation, biological process: protein ubiquitination; DNA damage response; ubiquitin-dependent protein catabolic process. NCBI's taxonomy places the organism in Eukaryota, Metazoa, Chordata, Actinopteri, Semionotiformes, Lepisosteidae. The record is from RefSeq and is a predicted model, not a curated record. Gene Ontology annotation, cellular component: Cul4A-RING E3 ubiquitin ligase complex. Gene Ontology annotation, molecular function: ubiquitin protein ligase binding.
AGCGCCGGGCGUUUUUUUUAUUUUUAGUAAGGUGUAUGCGAAGUCUAAAAUGCAUUCAUGAAAGGUUCUGCUUGUGCUUAGGACGCCGUGCAAAAUGCAAAUGAUGUGUGGUGACGGCGAAACUUAAUGCUGUCAUCCAGUGUGAAUGGCUCAGAUCACGUUUUUUUGCCUCAAUAUUGUCCGAGUUGGUGGCACCGCGUCCGUGUUCAGUAUGCCCAAUGAGUAAGUUAUUCUAAGUCUUCUGAACGCGGUGUCCCCCCUUUUUAAAAGGACUGUAAGGAUAUAGCAGGAGCAUUGCAAGAUACGGAAAAACUGUUUCGGGGGGUUUUACAAGUCCAGACCUAAACUCUCUGGUGCAACUAUAUCCCUUUAAUUUCUUUUUGAACUACUGUCAAGUGCAGACUAGGAAAAAAAAAUCCUCCCAAGAUGCACUGGCUAGGAGGUGGAGAAAGAAGCCAUUUUGUUGGUAUUUGUUUUCCAAAGAUGAAGCUGCUGAGAUUGUUCAGUGGAGUUUAUAGAGUGGAGUUUCCACAUCCGUAAAGAACUGGCGAUGGUAUAAUGACUAACUUUUUAGCGACAGAGAAGCAGGGAGUCGUGGAUGUACCUGCCACAGACUGUAGAUAGUUUUUGUCCUUUUUUUUUUUGCGCGUCGGUCAAGUGCAACGUACUUCUUGCUGCACCUAUACGAGAAUAAAUUCAUACUAACAGGUUCCAGGAGGCUCAUGGCGAGGAAGUAAUGUUGGAGGAGUACGUGACAAAAGCCCAUUGCAGCGACCUGUCAAGGAUCGGGCAUUCGGGACACCGGACACAUGCAUGAUAUAACGGCAAGCCUAACAAUUUUCCAAGAGACUUCCUCUAAGAGACACCAUUACUCGGGCACUUUGCACCCAGUUCAGAGGAGGAAAGUCUUCGCUUGCGCUGUCCGUGCCCUCCAUCUGUAACGAUGGCAGAAGACAUCCGCCACAGCACGAAGGCAAACUUCUCCGCGCUGGCCGAGCACACCAACGGCCUCACUAAAACUUCCACGCUCGCCUCCAAACCGGGGGCCUCCAAGAAACUAGUCAUUAAAAACUUCAAAGAUAGACCAAAGCUCUCAGAAACCUACACUCAGGAAACAUGGCUGAAACUUCAGGAAGCUGUCGGAGCCAUACAGAACAGCACUUCCAUUAAGUACAACCUCGAGGAGCUCUAUCAGGCAGUGGAGAACCUGUGUUCUUAUAAAGUGUCUCCUACGCUCUACAAACAGCUCAGGCAGGUGUGUGAAGGUCAUGUCAAAGCACAGAUCCAUCAGUUCAGAGAAGAUUCUUUGGACUAUGUUUCUUUUCUAAAAAGGAUGAAUAAAUGUUGGCAGGAUCACUGUAGGCAAAUGAUCAUGAUAAGGAGCAUUUUCUUGUUUUUGGAUCGAACAUAUGUGCUGCAGAACUCCAUUUUACCAUCCAUUUGGGACAUGGGGCUGGAGCUCUUCAGGACCCACAUCGUCAGCGACCGGCUGGUCCAGAGCCGGACGGCGGACGGCAUCCUGGAGCUGGUGGAGCGGGAGCGCGGCGGCGAGGCCGUGGACAGGAGCCUGCUGCGCAGCCUGCUGGGCAUGCUGUCGGACCUGCAGGUGUACAAGGAUUCGUUUGAGCAGAAAUUCCUGAAGGAAACAAAUCGUUUGUACGCAGCAGAGGGCCAAAGAUUAAUGCAGGAGAGAGAGGUGCCGGAGUAUCUGCACCACGUCAAGAGGCGCCUGGAGGAAGAGAACGACCGAGUGAUUACAUACCUGGAUCAGAGCACACAGAAGCAGCUCAUUUCUACUGUGGAGAAGCAGCUGCUUGGUGAACAUUUGACAGCCAUUUUACAGAAAGGUCUGGACAGCCUGCUGAAUGAGAACAGGAUCGGCGAGCUCACCCUGCUCUAUCAGCUCUACGGCAAGGUGAAGGGGGGCCUCCCUGCGCUGCUGCAGCACUGGAAGGAGUUCAUCAAGAACUUUGGGGUUACCAUUGUGGCCACCCCGGAGAAGGACAAGGACAUGGUGCAGGACCUGCUGGACUUCAAAGACAAGAUCGACCGCAUCACCGAGAGCUGCUUCCAGAAGAACGAGUCCUUCGUCAAUUCCAUGAAGGAGUCCUUUGAGACCUUCAUCAACAAGAGGCCCAACAAGCCUGCGGAGCUCAUAGCCAAGUAUGUGGAUUCGAAGCUGCGCGCUGGGAAUAAGGAAGCCACGGAGGAGGAGCUCGAGAGAAUCCUGGAUAAAAUCAUGAUCAUCUUCAGGUUCAUUCACGGAAAAGAUGUGUUCGAGGCGUUUUACAAGAAGGACCUUGCGAAACGCCUGCUGGUGGGAAAGAGCGCUUCAGUAGAUGCUGAGAAAUCCAUGCUGUCCAAGUUGAAACAUGAAUGUGGGGCGGCCUUCACCAGCAAGCUGGAGGGGAUGUUCAAGGACAUGGAGCUGUCCAAAGACAUAAUGAUCCAGUUCAAACAGUACAUGCAAAACCAGAGUGACCCGGGCAACAUCGAGCUCACCGUGAACAUUCUCACGAUGGGCUACUGGCCGACGUACACCCCCAUGGAGGUGCAUCUUCCUGCGGAGAUGGUGAAGCUCCAGGAGGUGUUCAAGACGUUCUACCUGGGGAAGCACAGCGGCCGCAAGCUGCAGUGGCAGCCCACCCUCGGCCACGCCGUCCUCAAGUCGGAGUUUAAGGAGGGGAAGAAGGAGGUGCAGGUUUCACUGUUCCAGACACUGGUCCUGCUCAUGUUCAACGAAGGGGAUGAGUUCACUCUGGAAGACAUCAGAUCUGCCACUGGAAUAGAGGACAGCGAGUUGCGGAGGACGCUGCAGUCUCUGGCCUGUGGGAAAGCCCGGGUGCUCCUCAAAGACCCCAAGGGCAAAGACGUGGAGGACGGAGACAGGUUCCUUUUCAACGGCGACUUCAAGCACAAGCUGUUCAGGAUAAAGAUCAACCAGAUCCAGAUGAAGGAGACCGUGGAGGAGCAAGUGAGCACCACCGAGCGCGUGUUCCAGGACAGGCAGUACCAGAUCGACGCCGCCAUCGUCCGCAUCAUGAAGAUGAGGAAGACGCUGAGCCACACCCUGCUGGUGUCGGAGCUCUACAACCAGCUCAAGUUCCCGGUCAAGCCUGGAGACCUGAAGAAGAGGAUCGAGUCUCUCAUCGACCGGGACUACAUGGAGAGGGAUAAGGACACUCCCAACCAGUACCACUACGUGGCGUAAAGUAAGUGCCGCUGGCAGUCGUGGCCCGGACUGCGCUGCACUGCUGGGCGGCUCUCCGCAAGACGACGGGCUGCUGUCCCGCCCUGCCCCGCCCCGCCCCGCCCCUGCGCGCGCGGUCGGCGUCCGGAGCGUCGCGCUUGCUUUCGCUCCUCGAUCCUCGGCUUUCGCUGUCGUUUUUUGUUUGUUUGUUUCCCCCCCUUUCAGUUCUCGGUUCGCUCCAGCUCUCGACAUUUUCUGGCAGAGCCAGCGAGAAACGGGGAACGUUCUAACGCCUCGCGCCGUUCCGCGCUAGCGGACCGUGACUGAGGUUCGCUCUGCAGGCGGGAGGGUGGCGAAGUUGGCGUUCGCGCUAGCUGGCCGCGUCGUCGUCUUCAAGUCGAGGCGAAGUUGCGGCUAAGAUGGCGCUAAGGUCAUGACCUGCUUGCUUCUGUUAGGUGGUCUUCUCUUUUGGUAGCAUCAAAAGAAAUGUAUUGCUUAUAAAUGCAACAGAUUCAAUUUAAUUUAAUUUAAUUUCAGGAAAAUUACAAGAUUUGUCAUUAUGCACACAGACAUCCUUCCACUUUCAGUGCCCGAUUAGUCCACUACAGCGUGGCCAUGGCGUAUCUCGGCUGACAGCGAGCACAAGGAUACGCCUUCCUGACACACGCAGUUUAGGGAUACCUGUUGACCCGGAUGGCAUGCCCUUUGGAUUGUGGGAGCAAACGGGAGUAGAGCACAUGCCGCCCCAGGGUGAAUGUGCAAGCUGCACACAGAAGAAGUCUGUCCCCGUCCCAAGAGCUGCGAGGCAGCCGGGCUCCCUCCUCUUUCAACAUGGCUCACUUUAUCAUGCCGAUGAACACUUGUCAUGGCCGGGAGAUUCCACACGUGCUUCGCACCAAGUCGCACGCGCUGCCCUGCUCCUGUCGCAGAGCCUGGGCGAGCAGCGCUUGUUAGCUGGUCUCCGAGUCCUAGAUCACCCCACAGAUGCUGAGAGGGGCGGGCAGGCAGGGUGUCCAGCAACAUAACUGUCACAUUGUCACCUCGCAAAAAGUGUCUUGUACACGAACAGCACAAGGGCGUACGUUGUGCUGCUGAAACGUCGUCACUCCGGGACUUGAUCUAGGGGUGGUGGCCCUCAGUCACAACGUUUGGCUUUCUGUACAAGCCCAGCUCAUCACGCUCAGAUUUCCCCAAGCGUUUGUCUUUUGCGCAGAACGAUCUGCCAGUUUUCGUGGUGGUCUGGACUACCUUGAUUCAUUGCUCAAGAGGGAUCGCCUCUGAUGCAGUGGACUUGACACUGCGGAAAGAGCCCUAAAAGUGGAGAGGGAUGUGAUGAUCUUGGCGGGUUUUUGUGACUCAUGGUAUCGCAGGUUGCAAUCUAUUAUCGCAAAGCACUCCCCAACAGCUUAGCCCAGCUUCCAGCACACUGCUGGCUCCAACGCGUUGUUCUCCUGACUAGCAGAGCACGGCGAUUCCUCUGUUUGUCUUCCCUGCCACGCUACAGGGCUCGUCAUUCAACAGGUUAAAUCACCUCGUCACAUGUUGCCCAAUCAGCCUAAUCGUCUAUUGACCUGAUUCAGGGCUUAUGCCACAAAGACAUUCGAGGGUGUCCCAGUCUUUCUUCAUUGAUUUUGCCAAUCAGAACGACAAAAAUAUUCAAUAACCAAAACUGGUAUGCUUUAGUAUUCGAAAAAUAUGCAUGUAUAAGUAGCGAUGUUUCUUUUGAUGUCCAGUAUAUUCACACCACCCUUAUUUAGGUGAUUUACAGAUUUGUGCACACUGAGUUUAGUUGUUGAGGUCCUGUUUUUAUGGAGUUAAGAGAGCAGUAACUUUUUAAUAAUAGGAUGAUGAAUCUAUAAUAAGCCUAAAAAGUGCCAUGCAGAUCAGGCUUCUCUCGCGGAGAUGGGUGUAUCAGUUAGCAGCACAUGCUAAAAAAUGUUUGUCUUUUCUAGUGUGUUUCAGCAGUUUUAAGCCAAAUCUUUUCGGAUUGAUGCUAACGAGCUGUUAUUUUUAUUGUGUUUCUCCGAUUAGGUAAUGUUGAUCCAUUACAGUUUUGCCUCUUGAAACAUAAAUUGUAACCUACAGGGAGAACUCUCAAGUGCAAUUUUACUGGUUCACUUUCAGUUGCCCUCACGUGGGCGUGAUGAAGAUACUAUUAAUGUAAUUGAAAAAAAGGCAAGGUCUGGUAAUUGAUGGUGAGUUUGAUGAGCACCUUGGUAUACACUGUAUAUAUGUUGUUGGGUAUAUGACGGAGUUGAUUUUUGAGAAUUGUGUGAGUUUUGUUCUGGUGGUAUAUUGCAGAAUGUGAUCAUGUAGAUGGGUGGCAUUAAUAAAACUGCUGUAUUUGCUAAGUACUGUAUGAUAGCAUUGUGGUAUUUUAUUAAAAAAAGCAAUCUCAGUA